Messenger RNA from Limulus polyphemus (Atlantic horseshoe crab), 8143 nucleotides. RefSeq names its product synaptotagmin-1-like. Gene Ontology annotation, cellular component: synaptic vesicle membrane; dense core granule; axon. Gene Ontology annotation, biological process: cellular response to calcium ion; synaptic vesicle endocytosis; regulation of calcium ion-dependent exocytosis. The transcript has 9 exons. The record is from RefSeq and is a predicted model, not a curated record. Lineage: Eukaryota; Metazoa; Arthropoda; Merostomata; Xiphosura; Limulidae. Gene Ontology annotation, molecular function: clathrin binding; calcium ion binding; calcium-dependent phospholipid binding. Bases 1138 to 2469 code for a protein of 443 amino acids.
UGAGACUUUCCAGACAAAAAUAGCAGUUCCUCGUUUGUAAGGCGACAAAUCAUAUCGAUUUCACCUUGACCUUUAUAACUUCUUCAUACAAGUUUGAUAAUUUUAGGAUAUCGUUCCGCGCUAAGGUGAAAGAAUAAAAGCAACAUAUUGUUGCAUAUUUCUCUCCUUCACUUGUGCAUUAAGAACUUUAUAAGGACAUAGUGUUAGAUAACAGUGAAAAUAGCCUUCCAAAGAGAUAGUUUUCUUAGCUUCUAGACAAAGUGUACGACCUGUUAGUGGGUUUCCUUUGCUUCCAAGUUUUCUCUUAUCAAGUCUAGCAGACCAUGCAUGCUUCCACGAUAACGCGAGUUAAGGAUAUUGCGCACACCACGAUACUUUAGCUGUAGCACACACACACACACACACACACUUAAAGAACAUCAGACACGUGCUCGUUGUCUGCUUUAUUCCCGGGCAUCCGGACUCAAACAAAUCACUGAUAAAUAAUAAAUUUUAGUGCACACUAAUCAAUAGUUAUUCAUAAGAAUGAUCACAAGAAGAGACAGUAGAUUAUUCGUCAGAGUUGUAUGUUGCAACACAAAAUGAAAAACAAAUGUUUUAGUUUACGAACGUAAAAAAUUAUUUAAGCUCUUUUAACAGUUGGUAGUUUCUGUGCAUACUAAGAGUUGGUAUUUACACUUUUACUCGAUCGAAUCAAAGAAAAAUUUCUCUCUCUCUCCCUCCAACAAAGAGAGAGAGAGAGAGAUUAUGGACACUGCAUGUUCUAGUGGGUUCCUUUAGCUUCAUACAUCGAUCAGUUACCCAUACAGUGUGGUAAUACUGUUGCCUUGGUAACAGCACCUGCCUACGCGUUUCAUGAUUUUGGGUUUGUGAGCAAUCUUCCAGGUGAAACAACGCCCGUUUGCACUGCAGUUGCGCAGAGUUCUGUAAAAGCUUAUGUAAUAUUGAUUGUCCUGCUUUAUAUAAAGAUAGCUUUAAAACGCAGGACAUUUAUUAACCGUAAAUGUUAUUGCUUUAGAACUUUAUUAGGCUGACGAUUCGUUCCAUGUAUAUAAUGAAUUACAAACAGCAACCUUAUGUAAAAAGAAUUUAGCAGCUUCCAAACUUCGACCAUCUAUCAAGCAGAACUCCAUUAGGAUGGUGCCGCCUAGGACUAUAGAUGAGCUACUUUUUCGUCUACGAAAAGAUUCUCCAGAGAAAUCCGGGGCAGAAACUUCAGGCCAAUCAGUAACAAUGGCUGUUGAGAGUGGAGCUGCUAGUGCUCCACCAGGGGCUGGUGAUGCUGUUGGGGCAACAACAGCGGGUUCUGCCUCCGCUGCUGCUCCAGAAGAAAACAUUGGUGAAAAGAUGCUUCAUAAAAUAAUGGACAAGACCCAUCUUCCAGCCUACGCCAUCAUUCUUAUCCUGAUUGGAACUGCUCUACUUUUGUUGUGUAUCUGUUUCUGCUGUCUCAGAAGGUGGUGCAAAAAGCGGAAAAAGGACGGUAAGAAGGGACUAAAGGGCGUAGUGGACUUCAAGAGUGUCCAGCUUCUGGGAAAUGCAUACAAGGAAAAGGUACAACCGGAUAUGGAGGAGCUUCAAGAUAAUAUGGAGAUUAACGAAGGAGAAGAAGAAAGCGCUAAGUCUGAGGUCAAACUAGGCCGUCUCCAGUACAAGUUAGACUAUGACUUCAAUACCAGCAAUUUGGCGGUAACAGUAAUUCAAGCAGAGGAUCUUCCAGGUAUGGACAUGUCAGGUACAUCAGAUCCUUAUGUGAAGGUUUAUCUGUUACCAGACAAAAAGAAAAAAUACGAGACCAAAGUUCAUCGGAAGACGCUAAACCCAGUGUUUAACGAGACAUUCAACUUCAAGCUUCCGUACUCUGAAAUAACCUCAAAGACUCUGGUGUUUGCCAUCUUUGACUUUGACCGUUUCUCGAAGCAUGACCAAAUAGGUGAAGUGAAACUACCCCUUAACACAUUAGAUUUGGCUCAGACCAUUGAAGAGUGGAGAGAUCUUACUAGCGUUGAGGGGGAACAGGGACAGGAAAAUAAGCUGGGAGACAUAUGCUUUUCUCUCCGUUACGUGCCAACAGCUGGAAAACUCACUGUAGUAAUUCUCGAAGCUAAAAAUCUCAAAAAAAUGGAUGUAGGAGGCUUGUCAGAUCCCUAUGUGAAAAUAGCUAUCAUGAUGAACGGUAAAAGGAUUAAGAAGAAAAAGACCAGUAUUAAGAAGUGUACACUUAAUCCCUAUUAUAAUGAGUCAUUUACGUUUGAGGUGCCGUUUGAGCAGAUUCAGAAAGUUCAGCUGUUGGUGACAGUCGUAGAUUACGACCGCAUUGGUACAUCUGACCCAAUAGGAAACGUUAUCCUGGGAUGCAAUGCAACUGGAACGGAGCUCCGCCAUUGGAUGGACAUGCUCGCCUCCCCUCGACGUCCAAUUGCACAGUGGCAUUCUUUGAAGGAACCAGCUGAUGGAGGCGAUAAUUAAGAAAUAUAUGGCAUACACGCGCGUUAUUACACACUUAUGAAGAAUAGGGUUAGUGAUAAAGAAAAAUUUAACGAAAGAAUUAGCUUAGGGCUGAUUUAGUUGAAUAACACUUUUAUUUAGAUUAUUUAAACUAGUUUAUUAAAUUCAUAUAUAUAUAUAUAUAUAUAUAUACAUAUAGAAGUACAGAGUUUAGUCAAAAGACAGACUGAACCAUUAAAUUCCAAAAUGAAACAAAAAGUAAUCAAAAGUUUAAGACACUUAAAGGUAUAAAAACAAAAACGUUAAUCAGGGCCAAAUUUAGGUAUAACGUAACGCAUCUAAAAAAAUAAAUAAAUAAUAUGAUUAUGAUAAUCUUACGUAGUUCUAAGUGUUAAUGCUAGAUAAAAAAAUGACAAUAAAGCCAUGAGAUUCUGAUUGAAGUAAGAUUACUUAGAAAUGAUAAGAACGUAACUGGAAAGAAAUUGGAAACAGAAAUUGAAAAGAACUAAGCUUAUCCCCCAAAAUCUGAAAGGAUGCUAAAUCGUUUGAAAGUGCCAAAAUAUCGAUGAGGUCAAAUCUUCAAAAAUCGAAAAGAAAAUAAUCAUAACCUCAGAACUCAAACUUUUAUUAAAAAAAAGGGUUUGUUUUAUGAAAAUCAUAGUUUUCUUUUUAUCGUUUCAUAAUACCCAUUUUUCUAAUUUCAUUUAUACCUCUGCUCCCCUUGUGUUGAAAAUCAACCUGAACGGAUAGAUUUAACAAAGUUGUUUGACAGAAAAAGAUCGUCAAAACGUGGACAAAGAAUUAGACAAGGCGGAAGAAAGAAGUAUGUUGUGAAACUAAAAAAAAAAUCAUACUUAGUUAAAUAAAUACAAAUUUAAAAGCUCCCUGGAAAUUACCCUGUUAAUAUGGUUAUAUAAAUGUCUUUUGACAUAGCAGAAAACGAGCUAGAGGCUGCGUCACGGGGAAGAAAACGAGAGUAUAUGCGUGUUUGCUGAAAUAAGAGGUCUAUAACAUAUUGGUACUUGAACGGUUGUGUGACGUUGUUUGAACGUUUUCUUCUUUACCUGUUGAGUUUUGUAAGCCCGAGUGUGUGUGUGUUGGUUAAAAUCAACAUUUGGAAAAACGUAAACCAGUACAAUUUUGAACUUUACGUAAAGUUGUAAUUCUUAGUGUUUGGUAAGAUUUCAACUUUAAUAAUUUGUAUGAUAAGGUAUUCGACAACGUUUUUUCAACACGUGCUGUACAACAUUCUCCCUUCCCUGAAUACAGUUUAUGAUACAUCCUGUGUAGUUGACAUCACGUAUACACUUGGUUUUGAUUUCAGAAGUCAUUUGUUGAUAGGAAAUAGCGGUGGCUUGCAACGUAUUCUUAUACUCUAACCUGAUGCGAAAAGCCGUAGAUAUCGUAUUUUCGUGAUAUAGUUUGAACACCGUAUCUGUAACUUUACACAUUAGUUUUUAAUUCUUAGAGAAAGAGUACAUUUAAUACACAAACUAAUGUUAAAGUUGGACAGUGAAUCAUUAAUAAGACAUAUUUGUUAUAGUUUAAAAUAUUGGAACUUUUGUUACUUCAUUGUUUUGAACCAAAAAUGAGCAACAUUUUGUUUUCAACCCGAACAAGGAAUUUUAAGGUAAUUUUUUUUGCCAUAUGAUAUGAACUUGCUAGUUUUCAAUAAUUAAUAGACAGCCACUAAUUUAUACAUUAGGAUUUCGCUGUUUUCUCAUAUCUCAUGUCAUGGAACAAAUGCUAUGAAGAAUAAGCAACUUAAAAAAACAAGCAAAUACAGCCUUCUGGCUGAUGUGUGGGAGGGAUAUUGAACUGACUUUUCCACAAGACACUUUGUACAUCCACAGUAUAUAUUUUCGUUCUCUGUACCUGCCAUUAUAUUAGAUCCUAGUAAAAUGCAGCGUUAAAGAGUAAACCUUGGUCAGAAGACAGACCAGUCCGUGACAUUUCUUCGAGUGUGCCAUCUUGUAAGAUAACUGGUUGUAGAGAGUUUCUAAAGUACUUAGUUGUAUAUUAAGUUAAAUGUAAUUAGACUUAUACAGAUGUGUGUUUAUGUGCUCAACUUGAUAUGGUGCACACAGUAUUAUAAAUGCACAAUAGUCCAAGUGAUUGUCCAUAUAAAUACAAAUUUGUUUGUUUGUGUGUGUAUGUAUGACAAGAAGUUACGUGUAAAUUACUUGUGACUUGUUUAUAGAAUUGUCUUGAAAAAAUUGAGGGCUAGCAGUAGAUGACUGCUGACGUAAAAUAAAAGGUUAUCCACUAUCCUACGUGGUGGCCUUUAGGAAGAUAUUACUCAUUAGUCUAUUAUCAAAUGACAAUAAUUUAAAAAUGAAGACUAAUGAGUUUUAUGUAGUCCAGAAUUAUGUACACAUUGAAAAUAAUACUGCUAAGUGUAAUAAGAACUGACAUACACUUACUAAGAACCGGCAUGUGUAGCUAGCUUUCAAGUGUAAUAAGAACUGAUAUAAACUUUUCCAAUAUUCAACACAAUAUAUUUUUUUUUUGGUUAUUCAAGUAGAACCUGUACAUAAGCUACACGCAUUUAUAUAGACACACAACCUGUCAUAUCUGCAUACAUUUAUUAAAGUAUAAUGAAAAUAGAAAACACUCAAAUAAAGAGAGGGAGAUCGAACGCCGUGUUGUCAGAUCGAAUUAACCUACUAUCAUCAUGGUUUGGUUGAAGUCAUCAACCACAAUAAGACUCUAGUAAAUGAAUUUCCCAAGUAAUAAAAUAAUUAUCUCUUGAACAUUCAUCUAUUUUUUUUUCCUUCUUGCUACUGAUAAACAUGUCUGACGAAACCCAUUCUUUUGGAGUGUAAAAAUAAUUUUUAUUUUCCAAACGUAUAUCCAGUAAAUAUUCUGACGAAAGGCAUUCUUUUGGAGUGUAAAAAUAAUUUUUAUUUUCCAAACGUAUAUCCAGUAAAUAUUCUGACGAAAGGCAUUCUUUUGGAGCGUAACAAUAUUUGUUUACUAUUUGUUGCUAUACCGUUUUCAUAUCUCGCAUAAUUUAUGCAUUAUUAGAAAAAUCUGCUUUGCCUUGGACAUGGUUGUUAACUAUACUUUAAUGUCAACAUUGUGAAUCAUUAAAUAAAAGACUGCCAUAUCACAUAGUAAAGCUCACAUAUAUAGCUCCGUGAAAAUGCCUAAUGAACACUCGAAAAAUUCACUAAAAUAUAAUAUCAGUUAAUAAUAGCGAUUCUAUACGCGUUAAUGGAAUGCAAGCCAGUCCAGAAAAGCCUGUAUUUUAAUGUUUUGUUUCCAAAUGGAUACUUCUUUUUUUUUUUAACUGGACGUUUAUGGGCUUAGCAUAAAGCAACAUGUGUUAUUAAUAUGAAAUUAAAAUGUCAAGUUUAUGUUCGAUACACUUAUCCAUUUCACGCAGAAACUAAUGAAAGCAGGAGCAGUUGUGAAACGUAUCUUCCAACUUAAGCAUUGAGAGAGCACGUUUUCGAGUUUGUUCACAAAACAAACGUGAAAACAAAUGAGUUAACGAUAAGAAUAUUCAUCACGCUUUCAAUAACAGUUUAGCAUCAGAAGAUCCUAAAAUAAGUAGCAGCACGAACAAGUUGUAAAAAUAACAUCUCACAAACACUUUCGUGCACUAACUUAGCAGCCUAUAUAUAUAUAAAUGCUUGUUGUCGUGGCUACAAAAAUAACAUCUCACAAACACUUUCAUGCACUAACUUAGCAGCCUAUAUAUAUAAAUGCUUGUUGUCGUGGCUACAAAAAUAACAUCUCACAAACACUUUCAUGCACCAACUUUGCAGUAUAUAUAUAUAAAAAUGCUUGUUACCGUGGUUAAUCACUCGUACUUCAUUAAACUUGGGUUCACAAGCUUACAAGCUCCAUGCCAGAUUCGCGACUAACAUGAUUUUAUAAAGCACAAGGCUUUUUUCCCCCGUGGCGAGAGGUCAUUUUCCUACAAAAAUGCUCUCUAGCUGUCACAGUAUUUGAUUGCUUGGCCGUCAGUAAGAAACGUAUGCCAUAUUUGUAACAUAUCUAUCUGUCUAUAUAUUUGUAGCAUAGUGAAUGGAUCGUGUUUAUGUAAUGUGAAUCUUAGUUCAUAUAUAUAUAUAUAUAUAUAUAUAUAUACAUAAAUAUCUAAAGCACUAUACUCCACAAAAGAUGAGGAGUAAUCCAUACCGUUACAUUCCAGAGUUAUAUACUUUAAUUAAUAAUUAAAGUUUAAGCUACGGAUCAGUCCAGGCUUAUUUUACUCUCGUAAUGUGUUAGUUACAAAUCUGUUUGUGCAAUGUAACAGUUUCGACAGCUUUGUGGACGCUUUUCUGUUUGUAUGGAUUGAGCUUCCUAACAGGUCCGUGCUACUAGUAGUAGAAAAUGAAAAGCUGUAAUAAAGCAGCAUAAGAUAUAUUUCCUAUAUUCCGCCUUUCAUCAUAAUAUACUUUGUUUAGAAAAACAAAAUAGUUCAGUUUUAUCUCCAGAAAAUGUAGUUAAAUACAUGUUUCUAGUGUGUGUGUGUGUUUUUUUGGCAACGCGUUGAAUGUAAUUUUCUGUAUGAUUUUACUAAAUUUGUUUCAGUAAACACGUAGAACAGUCCUGAUGAUUUCAGGAAGGAUAUAACCCAUUUUCACUUUAUGAUUAGAUAGACUUCCGUUCAGCAUAAACUGUCAUUUUAUACAGAGCAUGUAAUUUGAAAUAUUCAUUUGCAGGUGAAUAUGUAAGCAUAAAUAUUCGAUAUAGAUUCAUGCAUAUGUAUUUUAACAGUGUAGUCAUUUUCGUGUCGUGUGGUGUACUUUGUAUUCUGUACAGAAUAUUUUUAGGGCAGCAACUAUAUACAUAUAUAUUAGAGAUUUGUAUUUUUGUGGGUUUGUAUAUGUUUUUGAAACCUAAUUAUACAUGAGUAACUUCUUCCCACAUCAUCCUAGUUCUCAAUAUACAAGGGCCUUAUAGUGAUUUACACCUGAGUGUGGACGUUGCUAAUAAUGCCAGGGAAGUAACAAGAAACACAUAUAUUUAUUGAAUUACAUAAUUCUAUAGUGCUUGUAUAUACUAACAAGAGACUUCCUAAGUUAGCUCUUAUAUAUAGUUGUAUAAUGCAUAUGAUAGUGUAAUAUUAAAGAUGUGUAUAAUGGCUUACAUCAUGUAAUAUUUUUUGCAGUGUAUACGUGUUAACAACUUUGUGUACUUGUAGGUAUACAACAAAUGUUAAUAACUUUGUGUAUUUGCAGGUAUACAACACAUGUCAAUAACUUAGUGAAUUUGUAGGUAUACAACACGUGCUAAUAACUUUGUGUACUUGCAGGUAUACAACGCGUGUUAAUAACCUUGUGUAUUUACAGGUAUACAACACGUGUCAAUGACUUAGGGAAUUUACAGGUAUACAACAUGUGCUAAUAACUUUGUGUACUUACAGGCAUGCAACACGUGUUAAUGACUGUGUACUCGCAGGUAUAAAACACGUGUUAAUAACUUUGUGUACUUGCAUAUACAGCGCGUGUUAAUAAUUUUGUGUACUUGCAGGUAUACAACGCGUGUUAAUAACUUUGUGCACUUGCAGGUUUAAAACACGUGUUAACAACUUUGUGUAUUUGCAUAUAUAAGUAUGUCUAGAGUUUGUAAAUAGUUAUCCUGCAGAAGGAAUAACAAUCGUAUUUUACGUCUCUGUGUGUGCGUGUUAAGAAUUUGUCAAUAAAGUGUUCUACUAGGGAAAGUAAUUUUUCUCAAAUUA